UCAUGUGAUCCCGUGCUGCUGCUGCUUCCCUGUUGUCGACUGAACGCAGUCGUAUUUAUCUCAAGUUAUCUCAAGUGAAAAGUUGGUAUCUGUGGUUCAUAUUUGCCCUUAAACUAAAUUUCGUAAUGGCGGAGUUAGGUUUUGUUAUCGCCAUGUCGGUGGUGACUCUGUUUUGGGCUAUUGUUGGAGGCGUAGUUCCGCUGUUUAUCCCUAAAGGACCAAACCGAGGAGUUAUAGUCACAAUGCUGGUGUUAACUGCAGUUUGCUGCUACCUGUUCUGGUUAAUAGCAAUUCUGGCCCAACUCAACCCACUGGCGGGGCCUGCUCUGUCCACGGACACCAUCUGGUACCUGAGAUAUCACUGGCCUUAAAUUACACUUCCAUAACUCCUGAGUAUGCAGGAGAGGAGACCCAACAAUGCGGCAUACCAACGGAGAUGAUACAUCCUGACUUGCCUUAAAAUCAGAUCCCUGUGUGAUUACUGAGUAAUGCCCUGACUGGUGCCUUGUACAAACAAAUGAUUCCCAAAGGAGCUCCAAGAGAUCUGACUGGAUGUGCUUUACUUUAAAUUCACAGGGCCUUCACUUGCUGUUGUUUGGUAUAUACAUAUAUAUAUAUAUAUGAUGUUUAUAUGUUGUGUUAAUUAUAUUAUUAUUAACAAAUGCAUUUGCCUUUAAGAAGCUGAUCUCAUCUCUUUGUCUAUAUUAAUGAAUAGUAGUAAAUAAAUAAAUGCAUUGGUCCAUGACCAAUGUGUUUUGUGUGAACAUAAAACUGUGUUUAAGAAAC
Solea senegalensis (Senegalese sole) is the source of this 786-nucleotide messenger RNA. RefSeq names its product ATPase H+ transporting V0 subunit e1 (gene atp6v0e1). Gene Ontology annotation, molecular function: proton-transporting ATPase activity, rotational mechanism. Gene Ontology annotation, biological process: proton transmembrane transport. The record is from RefSeq and is a predicted model, not a curated record. Bases 126 to 371 code for a protein of 81 amino acids. The transcript is spliced from 4 exons. Lineage: Eukaryota; Metazoa; Chordata; Actinopteri; Pleuronectiformes; Soleidae. Gene Ontology annotation, cellular component: proton-transporting V-type ATPase, V0 domain.